UUCCAAGCGCCACUCGGCACUCAGUUUACUACAAUCGCAAACCGACGCCGCAUGUCGUUUCGCGCGCCGUUUCGACCCGUGUGUAUGGUGUUAGUGGAAUAACAUAACAGCAAAUUGUUUUGUGCUGUGUUAUUAUUGUGUGAUAGUGUCAUACUGCUGGUGCGACCGAUCCGGUUCACAUUGUUGUGAUGCAUUUGAGGAUAUACCUAUGGCUGUCUUGUGUAGUCCUCGCAGGAUACGUUCGAGCGACAGAGGACGCUGCCGCAGAAAAACCAACAGAAGAAACUGUAGUUCAAAUCCAAAACGACGUCCACUCGCCUCAGGACCCCGACCUGUUCAUCGACAAUGCUGAUGAUGGCUCGGGCCUAGACACAGACGAGAGCUCGGGCUCCGGGUGGGGAGCUGGCCCCGGCCCCGACGACGAGGACGGCCGAGGAUCAGGUGAAGAGCCCUUCGGACCCCCCGAUGACGAAGACUAUGGCAUCACCACCACCGACAAAGACGAAACAGAACGCACCAUCGUUGAAACAGCUAUCACACCUGAAAGUCCGGAUUCCGACGACAUAGAUAUCCCUGAGCCUACAGAAGCUCCUGUAGUUCCCGAAGUGGAACCCCCGCUCCAAACACCAACAGACCCCAAGCCGAUCGAUGUGCUCAUUCCUACAACAAGGAUCAGGCAAGAAGGGACCUCCGAGGAGGGCAGAGGCGCGGGGGAGGAGCAACCCUCGCGCCCGGAGACAGACAUCAGCAUCUCUGGCGAGGAUCUCGUGCCACCAGUCGACCAGGAGCCUUCAGGCAGCAACGUGAACCAGGACACGCGGGCGCCAGACAAAGUGGUCAUCAUGAACGCGAAGCCCGAGGACCGUGCCACCAGCUUCUUCGCGCAGCCUGGUAUUCUCGCCGCCGUGAUUGGCGGUGCAGUAGUAGGGCUACUAUGUGCAAUCCUGGUGGUGAUGUUCAUAGUAUAUCGAAUGCGCAAGAAGGACGAGGGGUCGUACGCGCUCGACGAGCCCAAGAGAAGCCCUGCCGCAGCGUCGUACGGCAAGGGUCACAACAACCGCGAGUUCUACGCGUGAGACGACACAGAGCAACCAACGCCACGUAUUUACUAGUCGCCGGUCACGCCUCGACUGACCGGUCAACCGUCUGCAGACCAGCCAUUCCAUUUUUAAAUUUUGACAGUUACACACCAUACCACGCGAAACGCGCGGCAAAAUAAACAAAAGUAAUUUAUUAAUUUAUGAACGUGGCUAAAAUUGUUCUGUGAUUUAUUUUAAAAAAUUACGAUCGAUGAAAUUAUUUAUUGUUCUAUAAAUGUUUGACAUGGAUACAUUUGUAAUGUACGGCAUGUACAGUGAUGUACAAGCCCGGUACAAAAGAUACAGAAUAUUUUCUGUACGAGAUGACAGCAUGAUAGAAAUUAAAUUGUUAUUAAAUUAUCAUCUUUGAGACCAAGUUUUUUAAUCAUUUGUGUGAUGAUUUGAAAUGGUGUUUAUCAGAGGUGUGAGUCUCUGUUGGAAGACCAAUGUGGUUCGCAUGUAUUGUUCUGAAUGAUCGAUCUUGUCUGUAAAAUAUGAAUUUUGUGCCAUCCGCUUUCCUUCAACUGUAUAUUGCCAACUCUCUUCGCAUAGACUAUGGAGUCUUGAAUAUUGUUUGUGGACACGUCCAUACCUACGACUAUUACGUGUAAUAUAAUUAUGUAUGUGUGUAUGUAUUUAGAUCGAACUCUCUAAAAAAUAAGUAGAUUUUGUAAUAUUUUGCUUCCAGUUUGUCAUCGAAAUUAUUAUUUUUUUACUGAACAAAUAUUGUACCUAUUUAUCAAUAUCCAAUACCAACAUUGAUUUACAAUUGAAAUCUACUUCAUACCAUAAACAAUUGGGUUUUAUUUUUAGUUUUAAGACACUAAUUUUAUUUAAGAUUUUUGUUGUCACCUUGGGGUUAAUUAUUUUAGGAAUUGACGUAUCUCUAUUAUUUAGAUUGUUUUUUUAAUUUAGUUAUAGAUAUUUUAAUCUCAUUUUAUUUGAUUGUAAUUUCUGGAAAUAGGUUGUGCAUCGAUUUCUUUUACUUUGUAAUUUUGCUUGUGUGCCAUCUUCGAAUUUCAAAUACUUUUAAACAAUCGUUGACAUUAGUAAAUAAGACGUUUAUGGAAUGCACUUGUGUUGUUUAUGGUCACAGAUAUAUUCUAGAAUAAUCUAGGCACACGGUCACAUGUCAGAAAAUGAGUCAAAAAUAAGCCAUUCCUUUCAAAUUCAACGAAACAUUUACUAAUGCAAACGCAAAUAGCCAGUGUUAUUAAAUUCAAUUAAUUUAAGUAACACAUUGUGUCAAUUAAUUUAUUUAAAUUAAUAGAAAAAUUACAUGGAUCACUGUAAUUAACGAGAUUGUUAAUAGCAAAAUGUUUAAUUGUUUUUUAAUAGUUCACUGCAAUACUACUUAUACGUGUAGCUGAUACUGGAUAUAAAUGAAACAUUGAGUGUAUAAAUAUAUGAAAGAAGUCGAAAUUUAAAACAUUUCAUUAGAAACUUAGUUAUUGGGAAACGCUCCUGUUCUAGAUUUUUCUAGAUCUCAACCGCUCGCGCAUCGAAAUUACUUUAAAUUCACAAUAAUCAUAAAAACGGACGUAAAUCCCAGUUUCAAACAAAGAAAUGAGAUGAAAACAAAUUAAGGUCAUUGUCAAACGCGAAUGUUAAAUGCCUAAUAAUUCGUUCCCUCAGUGCUCAGAAUUAGACCGUAGCUGGAUCGAAAAAGGACACAGAAUUUAGACCUACAACAACAUCGGUGCUUCCAAUAAAAUGGCACUAAAUUUUUAUACUUAUUCAGCAUAUAAUUCAAACAAGCGGCUGAUUUCUAGAAAAAUCUAACAAAAAAAAACUAAAUAUCCAAAUACAUUCCUAUCGGAUUGGUACAUUUAAGCUGUAGAGAGUUAACGCUCGUUAGAAAUAAGAAAUUUGUACAUUGUAAUUGUAAAUUCUUUUAGAAGUUAAUAAAACUGAGUAAUUUAUACGGUAAUAAUAUUGUGUAACCAAAUAUAACUAGUUUGUACCUACUAACGUGUUUUGUUGCAACUCUGUUUUAUGAUAAUCAUUGGUUGCUUGAAUGCAUUCAUUAAAUUAUAUCACGCAUGAACAAAAAGUCUAACAGAUAGUAUCUAUUAUAUGGUGAACAACGAACUAUGUAGUCGUAAUCUAUGGUAGAAACAGACUACAAAAUAUACCCAGAAAGAAAA
Messenger RNA from Helicoverpa armigera (cotton bollworm), 3226 nucleotides. It is a transcript of the gene Sdc, whose product is annotated as syndecan. Gene Ontology annotation, cellular component: cell surface; membrane. The transcript is spliced from 5 exons. The record is from RefSeq and is a predicted model, not a curated record. Gene Ontology annotation, biological process: cell migration. NCBI's taxonomy places the organism in Eukaryota, Metazoa, Arthropoda, Insecta, Lepidoptera, Noctuidae. Bases 189 to 1076 code for a protein of 295 amino acids.